AUGUCUGUUUCACAGACCUCUGCUGGGAGGUUCGUCCCGCAGUUUGCCAGGUCCAGGAAGACAGCACCAAGACAAGUGGAGUCAGAGGAGGAGCUCCAGACCCAGGCCGUUUGCUCAGAAGCCCAGCCGGAGCCGACCCAGGCCGAGGGCAUCUGCCCACAGCACAGCGGCCAGAGCCCUGGCAAGGAGGACCCUCCACCAGCAGUUCCCCCUGGCACCCCUCCUGAAUGGGGGUCUAUACCCUGUGCUUCAGAGAGUCAAGUCUCGGCAUCUGGGAGCUGCCCUCCAGAUGGCGCUGCUGCAGAGAGUGGGCCUGGCCUGGAAGGUCACCUGCCCAGCAGCGACGCUGGUCACUGCCCAGACCCAGGGGUGACCCAUGGGGGAGGCGACACUGAACUGCCUGACCAAGGCACAUACCCAGAGCCCCAGUCUACAGCCGUUGAUCCGCCCGAGAACUCCCCUGGUGGGCCUGGCAGGGGAGCAUGUCAGAGCAGUCAGGGUGCCCUAUGUGCCCCCUCUGGGUCCCUUGUCAUCACAGAUGAGAGCACAGACCUCGAGGAGCCAGAGCAGAGGGCCGUAGAGGGGGCUGGGAAGAACAGACAGCCGGAUUCAGGGGCCCCAGGGGACGAUCACAGAGGGGUCCUACCCCUUCUGGAGUGUUGUGCACCUCUUCCUGGAGAGACGGUGGCUAGAAGAGGGGAGCCAAGAGGAGAAGACGAGAUUCCCUAUAUUAUCCCGGGGCGGGAAGCAGCUUCCCAUGUCCUGGCUCCCACCAUCCAAGACCCCACUGUGGCUGCAGAACUUUCUAGCCACCUGGCCCCAGAGGCACACCCCAGGGGUGCUCACACACAGAUGCCAGAGGCGCUGGGGGAUGGGGUACCCCCAAAUUUGCUUUCCCAGCCCCCAGGAGAGCUUUGUUGCUCCAGCCAGAGCUCAGUGUGUCAGCUCAACCCCCCAGCACCUCAGGAUGUGGAGGGUGUGCCUUCCUGCAGCCCUGCAGGCCAGCCUGAGCAGCCCGCUGACCCAGCAGAGGAGGCUGACUGGGGCGGUUCUUCCGCCCUAGAGCUUGACUUCCUGCUGGACAGCCAGAUCCAGGAUUCCCUGGUCGCCCCUGACCCGACACCCCCUGAUCAGGUAAGAAGGUUGCCAUAUGGUCCCAGGAGUGGCCAGGAGUUCACUUCACUCUCUCUGCAGCUCUCCCUGUGGAGUGGGCUGAGCCCAGGCCAGCAGGCAGAGGAAGGCCACCACGUUCCAGCCCUUCCAAGGUCCCAGGUGGCGGCUCCAGCCCACCAAGCCGCCAGUGUGGAGGAUGCCACAGACAUGGUGCGGGGCCUGGUGCUCGAGCUCUCUAACCUCAACCGGCUGGUCAUGAGCACCCACCGCGACCUGGAGGCCUGCAGGCGGCUCCGCCAACGCAAGGGGAAGCCUGUGACCCCCGGGACCCGCCCUCCUCGGGGGCCUUCCUGGCGGGAAGACCUAUAG
This is a messenger RNA of Sorex fumeus (smoky shrew), 1482 nucleotides long. RefSeq names its product break repair meiotic recombinase recruitment factor 1 (gene BRME1). The record is from RefSeq and is a predicted model, not a curated record. The transcript has 5 exons. The coding region runs from base 1 to 1482 and encodes 493 amino acids. NCBI's taxonomy places the organism in Eukaryota, Metazoa, Chordata, Mammalia, Eulipotyphla, Soricidae. Gene Ontology annotation, biological process: double-strand break repair involved in meiotic recombination.